UUAGCAAAAUUCCGUAACAAACAUCGAUAAUACAAGAUCAUAAAAAGAAAAAUGAAGCCUUUCCACAUGGCCACUCUCGCGGCGCUCAUGGCCGCCGCGGCCGCGGCCGCGACGGCCGCUGGCGCCGUGACGUUCGAUGCGACGAACACGGCGUCGAGCACCGCCGGCGGGCAGCGGUUCGACCGGGAGGUCGGCGUGGACUACGCGAAGCAGGUGCUCGCCGACGCGUCGUCCUUCAUCUGGGACGCCUUCGAGCAGCCCGGCGACGGCGGCGACCGGAAGCCGGUGGACGCGGUGACCCUGACCGUGGAGGACAUCGACGGCGUGGCGUUCACCAGCGGCGACGGCAUCCACCUGAGCGCGCGGUACGUCGGCGGCUACAGCUCCAGCUCCGGCGACGUGAGGACGGAGGUGACCGGCGUGCUGUACCACGAGGCGACGCACGUGUGGCAGUGGGGGCUGCAGGACUACGCGGCGCACUCGUGGGUGUACGAGGGGAUCGCCGACUUCGUGCGGCUGCGCGCCGGCUACGUCGCCGCCGGCUGGGUGCAGCCGGGGCAAGGGAACAGCUGGGAGGACAGCUACUCCGUGACGGCGAGGUUCUUCGACUACUGCGACAGCGUCAAGCCAGGGUUCGUCGCCGACAUCAAUGCCAAGUUGAAGGACGGGUACAAUGUCGACUACUUCGUGCAGAUCACCGGGAAGACCGUGCAGCAGCUGUGGCAGGAUUACAAGGCCAAGUACGGCAACUGAUCGAUCGAUCGAUCAAUGCAUGCAAUUAGAAUGAAUGCCAUGAGAUCAAUUACCAGCGUUGAUUGAUAUAUAUAUAUAUAUAUAUAUAUAUAUAUAUAUAUAUAUAUAUAUAUAUAUAUAUAUAUAUAUAUAUAUAGAUUGUUGGAACUCAUAGCUAUGGAUUUUAUACAAUUAUUACUUGUAUUGCUUACGGAUGAUACAAUAAAACAAGUGUACCAUGUAUAAAAUAUAGUUAAAGUUUGCAGCCAGAUGGAUUAAUUUUGACCAAGUAUGGCUGAGCCUUGACCGUCA
Molecule: messenger RNA, 1044 nt
Organism: Oryza sativa Japonica Group (Japanese rice)
Lineage: Eukaryota; Viridiplantae; Streptophyta; Magnoliopsida; Poales; Poaceae
Source: RefSeq, a predicted model, not a curated record